Molecule: messenger RNA, 1002 nt
Organism: Chrysochloris asiatica (Cape golden mole)
Lineage: Eukaryota; Metazoa; Chordata; Mammalia; Afrosoricida; Chrysochloridae
Gene: CASTOR2
Product: GATS protein-like 2
Exons: 11
Coding region: 1-1002 (333 amino acids)
Biological process (GO): negative regulation of TORC1 signaling; cellular response to L-arginine
Cellular component (GO): cytosol
Source: RefSeq, a predicted model, not a curated record
AUGGAACUCCACAUCUUGGAGCACCGGCUGCAAGUUGCCAGCGUCGCCAAGGAGAGUAUCUCGCUCUUUACCUACGGCUUGAUCAAACUUGCCUUCCUGUCGUCCAAGACCAGGUGCGUUUUCAGCACAUUAACCCACAGUGCCACUCCAGGACAAUACAUUGUUGUUGUUAGUGCUGGUGGCUUUAUUGAGCUGCCCUCCUCGGAGCACUUGAGUGUAGCAGAUGCCACCUGGCUGGCCCUGAAUGUGGUGUCUGGGGGUGGCAGCUUCUCCAGCUCCCAGCCCAUCGGUGUGACCAAGAUCGCCAAGUCAGUCAUCGCCCCGCUGGCUGACCAGAACAUCUCCGUGUUCAUGUUAUCCACCUACCAGACGGACUUCAUCCUGGUGCGUGAACGGGACCUGCCUUUUGUCACCCACACCUUGUCAUCUGAGUUCACCAUCCUGCGAGUUGUCAAUGGGGAGACAGUGGCAGCUGAUAACACCGGCAUCACCAACGGCUUUGUGAAGCCCAAGAUGGUCCAGAGACCGAUCAUCCACCCGCUGUCCAGCCCAAGCAACAGGUUCUGUGUCACCAGCCUGGACCCUGAUACGCUGCCGGCUGUGGCCACCCUCCUCAUGGACGUCAUGUUCUACUCUAACGGAGUGAAAGACUCGAUGGCUGCCGGCGACGAACACGACCAUGACCACAUCCGCUUCUUCUCCUUCUCCCUGAUCGAGGGCUACAUCUCCCUGGUGAUGGACGUGCAGACCCAGCAGAGGUUUCCUAGUAAUUUGUUGUUCAUGAGUGCGUCCGGGGAGCUCUGGAAGAUGGUGCGGAUCGGAGGCCAGCCCCUGGGAUUCGACGAGUGCGGGAUCGUGGCCCAGAUCUCGGAACCCUUGGCUGCUGCAGACAUCCCUGCCUACUAUAUCAGCACGUUCAAGUUUGACCAUGCCCUGGUACCAGAAGAAAACAUCAAUGGCGUCAUCAGCGCCCUGAAAGAUAGUCAAGCCGGGAAACACUAG